AUGGUGUGGUGGGUGGUGUGUGUGUGGUGUUUGUGGAGUGUGGUGGUGGUGGGGGGUGUGGGGUUGGGGGGGUGGGUGUUGUUGGUGUGGGGUGGGGGGGGGGGGGGGUGGGGUGUGGUGGUUGGGGGGGUGUUGGUGUUGUGGGGUGGGGUGUUGGGGGGGGGUGGUGGUUGUGGGGGUUUGGGUGGGGGGGGUGUGUGGGGGUGGGUUGGGGUGGGUUGUGUGGUGGUGUGGUGGGGGGGGGGGGGUGGGGGGUGGUGGGGGUGGGUGGGGGGGGGGUUGGUGGGGGGGGGUGUGGGUGGGGGGGGGGGUGGGGUUGUGGUGUGUUGGGGGGGUGGGGGGGGUGGGGGUGUGGAUGUGUGGUUGGUUGGGGGGGGGUGGUGUGUUUGGUGGGGGGUGUGUGGGUGGGGGGUGGGGGGUGUGUUGGUGUUGGUGGGGGUGGUUGGGGGGUGUGUUUUGGGUGGUUGUGGUUUGUUGGGGGUGUUUGUUUUUGUGUGUUGGGGGUGUGGGUGUGGGGGGGGUUGUGUGGUGGGGGUGUGGGGGUGGGGGGGGGUGUUUGGUAGGUGGUGUUGGGGUUGGGGGGGUGGGGGGGGGUUUGGGUGGGUGUGUGGGGGGUUGUGGGGGGUUGGGUUGUGGGGUUUUUGUGGUUGUGGGGUUGUGUUGUGGGGGUGGUGGGUGGGGGGGGUGGGGUGGGGGGGGGGGGGUGGGGUGGGGGGGUGUUGGGUGGGUGGUGGUUGUGGGGUGGUGGGGGGGUUGGUGUAUUUGUUUUUGGUUGGGGGGUGGUGUGGUGGUUGGGGGUGGGGAGUGGGUGGGUGUAGUGGGGGUUUGGGUGGUGUUGUAUUGGAGAAUUGGGUGAGAGGGGGGAUAUUAUGGGGGGGGGGGGGGGGUUGGGUGGGGUGGUGUGAUGGUUGUGAGGUGUGGGGGUUUGUAGGAGGGGAAGGAGGGGGGAUUGAGAGGGUUGAGGGGGUGGGGAAUGGGGUUUUGUGGGUUUUGGUGGGGUUGUGGUGUGGUGGGGGGGGUUGGGGGUGGUUUUUGGGUUUGGAUGUUUUUAGGUUGGUGGGGGGGUGGUGGGGGGGGGGGGGUUGGGGGUUAUGGGGAGGGGAGGAUGUUAUGGGGUGUUGUUUGUAUUUUUUGUAUUGGGGUUUUGGAGUAGGGUGUGUAUUGGAGAUGGGAAAUGGGUUUUGGAAUGGGUUUUAUGUGGAGUGUUUUGUGUGUGGUUUGGGUUUGGAAGGGGGAGUUUGUUUAGGUAAUGUGGUUGUUAAGGGGGAGAGGGUUUAUUGGGGGGGGGGUAGUAAUUAUGUAGGAGAGGGGGUUGUGGUUGGGGUGAGGUGGGUUUGUUGGGGGUUGAGUGGUGUAGUGGGGGUAUGGGGUGGUUGGUGGGGGGGGGUUGUAUAUUAUGGGGGAUGUUAUUUAGAGAUGGGGUGGUUGUGGGGGUGGGUGGAAGUAUUAUUUGGUGGGUGGGGGGUGUGGGGGGGGGUUGGGGGUGAGUUUGGGUGUUGGUGGGGGGGGGGGGUGGUGUGGGGAAGGGGGGGUGGGUGGUGGGUGUGUUGGGGUGGGGGUUUGUGGGGGGAGGUGGAGUAUGGGGAUUUUGGGUGGUAUGUUUAUGUGGGUUUGGGUGGUGUGAAGGGUGGGUGUGGUUGGGUGUUGGGUGAUAAAGUGGUGGGUUGGGGGGGUGGGGGGUUAGGGAUAUGGUGUGGGGGGUUAUGGUUGGUGGUGUUUGGUUUGGGGAUGUGGGGUGAUGUUUUUAGGGGGGUUAGGAUGGGGAUGGUGGGGGGGGGGUGUAGGGUGGGGAAGGAGGAGGGGGAAAGGAGUAAGUUAGAAAUAAUUGAAGGAGGGGUGGGUUUGUUUGGUGUGGGGGUGAUGUGGGUUUUGGGUAUUGAAUUGGUUGUUGGUGGGGGUGGGAAUUUUGGUUGGUGGGUGUGUGUGGGAAGGUGGGGUGGUGGUGGGUGGUGGGUGUAG
Knipowitschia caucasica is the source of this 1959-nucleotide messenger RNA. The record is from the annotation of a GenBank genome assembly. Lineage: Eukaryota; Metazoa; Chordata; Actinopteri; Gobiiformes; Gobiidae.